CACGAUCAACUUUUCUUCAGCUCAAGGUAGUCUCAUCCUGGUAGUUUUGAGUUUUCAUAAGGCAAGUUCGCACCGCCCUCUUGUGGACCGGACGGUCCCAGCGAGUUUCGCGGUAAGAUCAAAGGCAUUUAGGCUACUAAUGUAUAUUAGAGAGGACCCACUUGUAAAUUGUUCGAUUCAACAUACACACUCGUUCUAUUUUGAACGAGCAGCACCAAUGGGCGCCUGAUGAUGAAUGGUCACGUCUGGCCGCAGAAAAACGGAUGACCCUUGCGCCAACACGUUACACUAGCCAGCAUUCCGGAAAAAGCCGCUCAACACAACUCGUUCUCAACGCUCUCCGAGAGCUUCUACACUAGUCCAGUCUUCCGAAUGAAGGUAGAUAAAAUUUGCUCACUGCAAGGUUGCGAAAAGACAGAAGGGCUUCGACGCUGCUCUAAAUGUCGAUCCGCACUUUAUUGUAGCUCUGCGCAUCAGAAGCAGCAUUGGAGCGAGCAUCGCAGGGUGUGUACGCUACCGAAAGAAGUCGACGAGAAACGUCCAACGGUCGCGUUAUUUGAUGCCGGGCCCCCUGAUUGGAAACUCGCCGGACGUUCUUAUUAUCAACCAUUCCUUCACGACUUGAAUACCGCUGCUUUCGUUCGAACCUGCGGAACCAAGGGGGCCCUCUGUGCUGUUUUGGCGCAGUCUCCUCCACCUCAUGCGGUGCUCGUAGUGGAACCUUCGAUCUACAAGAAGGGAACGUUUGCGGAAGAUCUUGAUGCUCUUCUCUCCUACGCGCGAAAUGGUGGGCGCGUCGUGUUUGGGUGCAUGAUUCCGAGCGAAAUGAGCGAUUCAAUCGCAGAGAAAUUCUUUGGCGAGAAACUUGGUCUUCCAUGGCGACUUGGGGGUUACUAUCGCAGCACUCACUUUCUUCAACGAUUCCAUCAUGCACUUGGAUCUCCCGCCUCAGCGUCACUUCUAGCUUCCUACUCGAUGAAGGCUGUCAGUCUUUCUGGAGUUGAGGCCUCGGACGCAGUGUACCGUCCGGGAGAGGAUUCUCAUGUUGAAAGUUUCGUCUUUGAUCCUGACUCUGUCGACCAAAGUUUGGUGCCUGUUGCAAUGACGCGGUACGAAAAAGGAUGGAUCGGAUGGAAUGGGGAUGUUAAUGCUGAGGAUGGUUCUACUUAUGUGUUAUUGGCGAUGCUUGGUCUUUGAGACGUCACACAACCAGGCCAGUCGUUUUGUCAUGAGUGUCGGGAGUUGGUGAUAUCUAGCCUAUCGAAUGCCUCUGUAUGACUAAUACAUUGAUGGGAGGUACUAGUUUACAACACAUACAAAGAGAACUAUCCACCGGUGCAGGCCCCGUGUCCACACGAAUAUGUCUUCGUGUUUGGCAAGGACGUUAACACAGUAACAAUGGACUAUCUCUU
This is a messenger RNA of Cantharellus anzutake, 1412 nucleotides long. RefSeq lists its product as uncharacterized. The transcript is spliced from 4 exons. The record is from RefSeq and is a predicted model, not a curated record. The coding region runs from base 373 to 1197 and encodes 274 amino acids. NCBI's taxonomy places the organism in Eukaryota, Fungi, Basidiomycota, Agaricomycetes, Cantharellales, Hydnaceae.